AUGACCCUUGUGGAGCAGCAGGUCUUCCAAUGUCCUGUUCUCGGCAUCUCCAAAAACCAGAUGCUCCGGCUGCCUUCUAGGUUUUUGGGAAGGGAGAAGCUGUCGGUGGCGCGGCUGCAGCGGGAGGUGGCGCAGAGCGAGCGGCACGGAGCCAUGCGUGAGAAGCUGAUACAUGAGUUGGAGGAAGAAAGACAUUUAAGACUUGAGAGUGAGAAGAGACUGCGGGAGGUGACGCUGGAGUCGGAGCGAAGCAGAGCUCAGAUGCGUGGACUGCAGGAACAGUUUUCCAGAAUGGAGGAGACAGUGAGAAAUCUCCUACAGCACCAAGGAUCCUCGGGCCCGAAUGGAGAAGGAACUGUCAGUAUCAUGAAGGUGUAUCAGGAGAAGCUGUCAGAAGACAGUAGAAAAUGUAAAGAAGGUACGGAGAAAAAGCACGGGGCAAUAGAUGAAGAUUCAAGAAGUGAAAGCAGCAGCACUGAAGAGGAGAAAGAAAAGACAAAAUUGCUGUUAGAGCGUUUGAAGGCUCUGGAGGCGGAGAAUUCAGCACUGGCUCUGGAAAAUGAAAGUCAAAGAGAACAGUAUGAAAGAUGCCUUGAUGAGGUAGCUAAUCAAGUGGUCCAGGCUCUACUUACUCAAAAGGAUCUGAGGGAGGAAUGCAUAAAGCUGAAAACCAGAGUGUUUGAUUUGGAACAACAGAACCGAACAUUAAGUGUGCUCUUCCAGCAGAGAGUCAGGCCAGCCUCUGACCUCCUCCUUCAGAAACUCCACUCGCGCAUCUUAGACCUCUCCUCUGGGGAUUUGCUUUUGGAAGUGGAAAGGAACAGAAGCCUGGUGCAAUCUCGGCCUGCCGAGGCUCAGACGCACGAAUGCCAGCAGAAUGUKAAAUCCUGUAUACCUGUCUUGAAAUGCCACAGUCAAUUAAAUAUGACAGGUCUUAGCCGCCUGUAUCCCCGGAGCAGCUGCAGCAGCAGUGAACUCUCCCUCUCAAGUGCUUGCAGUGAAUAUUCCAGUGGUUCCUCCUACACUUGGAACGAUGGGAAAACAUGCAGCAAAAGGUCAUCCAUAACCUGGGAUAAAAGAAUAAGCAUUGGCUCUUCACUCCCGAGCAACCUCUCGAGUCCUGCAGAUGACCUCCAACUACCUCCAACUCGUAUCAAGGAAAACCAUAUCCUACAAGGGCUGAAGAAGCUACAGAAACAAAAAAUACUGCUGGAGACACCUUCAGUAAUAUCAAAAUGGGGUUACAAGGAUUGCAUGAACUCCAAUGAAGGAAUUUAUUCCCCGGGAGUUAAAUGUGGCAGCCAUAAUGAACAGACUCACUGUAAGCCAACAGACAUAGGCAAUAUUUGCAUUGAGCACAACAAAACUUUCUCUUUCGACUCAGAUUCACACGAAGACAUAGACGACGAGUCUUCAUCUUUACUGCUGCUGCAGGAAGUACCAAGCAAGGACUGCAGGAUCUGUUGUAACAAAUUAACUCACAGUGUCUCUGACAGCCUAUUUGAUUGGGACCUUAAUAGGAAACAGUUGCCUGAAAGAAGCUCAUAUUUUAAUUCAAAAGAAAGACCUGAAAAAUUGACAAGUUUUGUCAGUGAAUUUCAGGCAGAAGUAAAAUCGUGCAGUGGAACAGAGCUGCCYGAGUUGCGCUUAGAUCAAAGCCUUGUUAAUACAGGCUGGAAGGACCUUAAUUUUCAGCUCUCAGAUACUGAUGACAAUGAAGUCUUGGAUGAAUUACAUAUAGAAAGCAGCGAUGAGAAGAGUCCAUCAGAUGUGUUAGCGACUCCGUUCCCCGAGCAGUACACGAAGACUGCUGACACACUCGUGGUGGUGGAGAGCUCGCAGUUUGUAUCUACUGACAGAGAAGACCAACAGCCCUCUGCACACUCAGAUAUUAGGCCAAAGACGGGUAGUUUUAUUAAACAACAAAAAGUUAUAAAGAAGACCUCUUCUGAAGAGUGCAUUACUGUAGUAUUCGAUGCUGAGGAUGGUGAGCCUAUUGAGUUCAGCUCGCAUCAAACCGGAGUUGUCACCGUAACAAGAAAUGAAAUUUCAAUCAACCAGCCACAAACUAGGUCCAGUGCAGAAUAUACUCAAGUUAUACCUCAGGGAAUAGCUAGUUUGCAGGCAGGAACCAAUGCUAGAAAGUACACUGCUUUAGAAAGACCUGAAGAUGAAAAUGAGAAACAGUCUGCUGAAGAAAACACGGGGAAUAAAAAUACUGUUGUCCCCGUGACCUGCAGUGAGUCUCCAGGCUAUGGGAGAGCGAUGCUGCAAAAUGCUCCACGACAGAAACUAGUGAAGCCAGUGUAUGAUGUAUCAUACAAGGCGAACCCCAGCUCCACUGUGCACACAGGCAUCACUCAAAAGCCAAACCUGACUAAAAUACCCAGCAGAGGGAAAUUUUCCCCUCAGAAAACCGCGAUGACAGAGAGCGAGGAAACACCUGCCCCUGCAUCUGUGGGACCUGCAGCCCUUGAAAAAUCGCCUGCUCUGCCCCCUGUAAAGCUUUCCAGGUUCAAAAAGGCACAAAGUCCACCUCGUAAUCUGGACUCAAAAGUCACCCUGCAGCUCCCCAAGCCCCCUGCCCACUGUCUGCCCAGCCCGAAGCCUCCAGGUAGAAGCGACGGGAUGAAGAACCCAAAGAGUCCGAGCCCAGGAUCACCACUGUUGCCUCAGCACCUUGUAGAGCCCAGUGACUACCGAGAACCUCCCACCAGAGACGUUCAUUGCAACGCAGCAGCUGUCAACUUCGCUGCUAAUUAG
Messenger RNA from Nothoprocta perdicaria, 2763 nucleotides. It is a transcript of the gene NCKAP5, whose product is annotated as NCK associated protein 5. NCBI's taxonomy places the organism in Eukaryota, Metazoa, Chordata, Aves, Tinamiformes, Tinamidae. Gene Ontology annotation, biological process: microtubule bundle formation; microtubule depolymerization. The record is from RefSeq and is a predicted model, not a curated record. Bases 1 to 2763 code for a protein of 920 amino acids. The transcript has 13 exons. Gene Ontology annotation, cellular component: microtubule plus-end.